UGUCCCGAAGACAUGCCGUGGUCCAACACCGACAAGGUGCUGAUGCGGGGCCUGCCCGCUGGCAAGAGGACGCGGGGCGGGCCGCAGCUGCGCACCCACGCGGCGGGCGGCGGGCUCCCGGCCGAGGUGCCGGCGCCCCCGGAGCCCCCGCGCGACGAGGCCCCCCACCGCCUCGCCGACCACGGCUACGGCAAGGACAGCGUGAAGCUGCUGCACGUGCGGCGCGACGGCGCGCGACACACCAUCCGCGAGUACGAGGUGGACACGCGGCUGCGGCUGCACUCGCAGCGCGACUUCCUCACCGGCGACAACCGCGACAUCAUCGCCACCGACACGCAGAAGAACACCGUGCACGUGCUGGCCAAGAAGCACGGGGUGCAGUCGCCCGAGGACUUCGCGCUGCUGCUGUGCGCGCACUUCCUGUACACGUACCGCCACGUGGACGAGGCGUCGGCGCACGUGCAGGAGUCCCCCUGGGAGCGACUCAGCGUGGACGCCGCAGAGCACAACCACGCCUUCAUCUUCUCGCCCAAGGCCAUGCGCGUCUGCACCGUCACGCAGAGGCGCAACGAGCCGCCGCGCAUCGAGGGCGGGCUGAAGAACCUGCGCGUGCUCAAGACCACGCAGUCCGCCUUCACGGACUUCGUGCAGGACGAGUACCGCACGCUGCCCGACGCCAACGACCGCAUCUUCAGCACCGUCGUGUCGGCCACCUGGGAGUACUCCACCGCCACCGGCGUCGACUUCGACCACGUGUGGGACGUGGUCAAGGAGUGCGUGCUGGACAGGUUCGCCGGGCCUCCAGACGAGGGCAUAUUCUCUCCGUCCGUGCAGAACACGCUGUACCUCACGGAGAAGAUGAUCCUCGACCAGGUGCCCCAGAUACGGCGCGUGGAGAUGCAGAUGCCCAACAAGCACUACUUCACGCUGGACAUGUCCAAGUUCCCGGCGGGGCUGGUGCGCGGCGAGAACAAGGAGGUGUACGAGCCCGUGGACAAGCCCUCGGGCAUCAUCCACGCCGCGCUGGUGCGCCGGGAGACGAGCCGGCUGUGACCCGCUGCUUCCGACUCCUUUGUAAUUGGAACACGACUGUCCGUAUACAAUAACAUAUGUUUGUACAUUUGUACAUUCACACGAAAACAACUGUAUCGCUACAAAAUAAUGUUCGCUGUAAUACUGGGUUCGGAUUCUUUUCCUGGCAUAUAUGCUUUGUGUUGUCCCUGUACCUCCAACAGUUAAAGUUAUUUGUAAACAGUUCCCUGAAUAGCUUUCCAGUAUUAACUGCACGUAUUAAUAAGCACGGUACAUUCAAGUAAAGUCCAUUUACUUCAUUUUAGAUUUUACUUUCCACGGUUUAAAAAAAAGUUUGAUUGAAACAUCAAUUAAAAUAUAAUAUUAUGCUCCAAUUUUCGUAAGAAAUACUCAGUAUUACUUCGAAAAAAACAUUUUUCAUAUAUAACCAUAGUCAUGUGUUGUACAAAGUUAAAUAUCUUCCUUGUAGUGUUACAAACUAUUUGUUGGCAACUUGUUUCUACAGAAAUGUUUUGUGAAAGUACAGAAUUUUUUUUCCUGUGUAAUCCACACUCACCGACCAUCACCAGCGGAGUUCAAGCAACAUUUCCGUCGCAAUAUGGCGAUGGCGUAGUGAGAAAGUGACCUCGAUCACGUCACAGCAUGCCGUGUCCUGACGAUAUCCUUAAAGGCGAAUCAACUCGGAUAGACGCAAGGAGGCGCUAGUGCCGGGUUUAUAAACCACGUGAGUGACGCAAGAACGCAAGAAACGCUAGAUGCCAAAAUUUCCACGACGAAGUUUUCAAAUACCCGCAUGUUAUGACUCGGUCUCACACGCCAUGUUAAUUUUGUCUUUUUCCUUUUUUCAAUAGUCUCAUUUAUGGGCUAGUUGUAACAUUUAACUAGAUAUCUCCCUUGCAUUUACGUUCUGCCGCAAAUAUUUUCAAACAGAUAUUCAUUUAGUGUAGCUAAUAUCGUGUGUUUAAAAUGGCGCGCAAGUCUUUGUAAUGAUAAUUACUUGCUAGACGAAGUAAAUAUCUGUUGAAAAUAUUUGUGGCAGAACAACAAAUGCAAGGGAGGUAUGAAGCUAAUAUCUUAGAAAUAUCACGUGAAUAAAAGUGAUAACGAAAAAACAAAACAAAAAUCAACAAAUGAGUGAUACUGAGUCUUAAGUACACAAGACAAAUAAAAAAAAAACACAACGCAAGCAAUGGUCAAUUUUCAACUUCUUGUGUUUAGGCUUGUGUUUACGCUUUACACAUUUGAGAUGAAGUGUUAUAAACUUUUCAAGACGCAGACGUCAUGUUCUUGAAUGGUCACGAUGUUAUUCAUCACGUUUUCACUUGUUAAACAUUCGUACAGUAAAAUAAAAUAAAACUUUUUAAUGAAAUUAUAGUCAGUUUUAUAUGUUUUUAUUUAAAAAAAUGGAAUUAUUAAAAGAAUCCCAAGGAAGAAAUAUUUUUCAGUUUUUCUAUUGCUUCACGCUUUCAAGUUGUAAGGCUGGUGAUGGUAUUGCAAAUGUCGCACUUUAUAAACUACUGUGGUUUUCUCGCGUUCUUUGCUAGUUGCGUUCCUUGCACGUACCCGUUCUAAGGACGACACCAUCACGGGCUCCAAGCGGUAAAUCGCCUCUACGCGCGAGGUGGGCGUGCAGUCGUUUUCCGUCGCGUUGCGCACACAUGCGAGAUACUAAGCGGUGAUACCAAAGCUCCAUCGUUGCAAAGUUCGUGACAAAGUUCAAUUCACACUCAUUUAGUUGGUUACCGUUCGCACGCAUUUGGAAAUAUUGCCCAUCUCUUUUCUUAAUCUUCACUCAUUUUAAAAUUUGGGAAUUAUUUAAUUCACGCAAGGAAUACAAAACGAAAAGAUAGAGGUAGGAAAAGUUUAAGAAAUUUUUACGCAGCGUUCUUCCAUUACGACUGUCACAUAGUUUAGCAACCACUAAAGAGAAUGGUUCACCAAUACAAAUUGUGAAAUUUUAUGAUAAAAAACAAAAUAUUCCUAAGCAAAAAUGCCUGAACUGAAAAAUCCGAGUGCAUUUACACACAAUGAUGAUCAAUGUUUACCUUAUAAAUGCUUUAUUUUGAUACAUGAUAAUUUGAUAUUGUAUUUUACGUUAAGAAAAUUUUUCUGUGUUGUAUUUUUAUUACCAAAUAGUAUUUAGUUCUAAUAAUAUUCACUUUUUUAAAGACAAAAAAUUAAAAACACUACCUAUUUUAAUUAAUAAAUCUGGUUAACUGUGGAAAAUAUUAAUUGUUAAGUUUUAAAAACAA
This is a messenger RNA of Bacillus rossius redtenbacheri, 3284 nucleotides long. RefSeq names its product uricase (gene Uro). The record is from RefSeq and is a predicted model, not a curated record. Gene Ontology annotation, cellular component: peroxisome. The transcript is spliced from 6 exons. NCBI's taxonomy places the organism in Eukaryota, Metazoa, Arthropoda, Insecta, Phasmatodea, Bacillidae. The coding region runs from base 13 to 1053 and encodes 346 amino acids. Gene Ontology annotation, biological process: purine nucleobase catabolic process; urate catabolic process. Gene Ontology annotation, molecular function: urate oxidase activity.